AUGUUUGCUCAAAACUAUUCCAAAGAACAAACAACCAAAUCAACGCAUCCAUCUCAACUGGAUCCACGCGAAGCCGUCGAAAACGCCGUAGGCCAACUGAGUACGAUAUUGCUGAGCAACAUCGAUUUGAAGAAUCGAUUCGUUCUGGCCGUCGAGCUGGUGUUAUUCCAGCCCCUUCUCAACACCCGACACACCCUUUGA
Messenger RNA from Puccinia triticina, 201 nucleotides. RefSeq lists its product as uncharacterized. The transcript has 2 exons. The record is from RefSeq and is a predicted model, not a curated record. NCBI's taxonomy places the organism in Eukaryota, Fungi, Basidiomycota, Pucciniomycetes, Pucciniales, Pucciniaceae. Bases 1 to 201 code for a protein of 66 amino acids.